CCAGCCCCAGGUUCCUGCAAACUCCCGGAGGCCCAGGCAACCUUGCGGACGCUAUCUGCCUGGUCCUUAUCCUCGCGGACUUCCAGUCACAAGACCCGCACGUAACUAGGAUUACAGGUGUGAGCCACUGUUGCCCAGCAGUGCUGCCUUUUAUUAGCUUGCUGACCUUAGCUCAAGAGAUGGCUGCCCAGUGUGUCACAAAGGUGGAGCUAAAUGUUUCCUGUGACAAUCUUUUGGAUAGCGAUGUAACAUCGAAGUCGGACCCUUUAUGUGUGCUAUUUCUGAACACAAGCGGUCAGCAGUGGUAUGAGGUUGAACGUACAGAAAGAAUUAAGAAUUGCCUGAAUCCCAAAUUUUCCAAGACGUUUAUUAUUGAUUACUACUUUGAAGUGGUUCAGAAAUUGAAAUUUGGGAUUUAUGACAUUGACAACAAAACUGUUGAGCUGAGCGACGAUGACUUCUUAGGAGAAUGUGAAUGCACCCUUGGACAAAUUGUUUCCAGUAAGAAGCUAACUCGACCACUGGUACUUAAAAAUGGCAGACCUGCUGGAAAAGGGAGCAUUACGGUUUCAGCAGAAGAAAUAAAAGAUAAUAGAGUGGUCUUGUUGGAAAUGGAAGCCAGAAAACUGGAUAAUAAGGAUCUGUUUGGAAAGUCAGACCCAUACCUGGAGUUUCACAAGCAGACAUCGGAUGGAAACUGGCUAAUGGUUCAUCGAACAGAGGUUAUUAAAAACAACCUGAAUCCUGUUUGGAAGCCUUUUAAAAUCUCCCUUAACUCCUUAUGCUACGGAGAUAUGGACAAAACCAUUAAGGUAGAGUGUUAUGAUUAUGACAAUGAUGGAUCACAUGAUCUUAUUGGAACAUUUCAAACCACCAUGACAAAACUGAAAGAAGCUGCCAGAAACUCACCUGUUGAGUAUGAAUGCAUAAAUGAAAAAAAGAGGCAGAAGAAAAAAAGCUAUAAAAAUUCAGGUGUUAUCAGUGUGAAACACUGUGAGAUUACAGUAGAAUGCACAUUCCUUGACUACAUCAUGGGAGGAUGCCAGCUGAGUUUUACUGUGGGAGUGGACUUCACUGGCUCCAAUGGUGACCCAAGGUCUCCGGACUCCCUUCAUUACAUGAGUCCUAAUGGUGUUAAUGAGUAUUUGACUGCCAUCUGGUCUGUGGGAUUGGUCAUUCAAGAUUAUGAUACUGAUAAGAUGUUUCCAGCUUUUGGAUUUGGAGCUCAGAUACCUCCUCAGUGGCAGGUAUCGCAUGAGUUUCCAAUGAACUUUAAUCCAUCCAAUCCCUACUGCAAUGGAAUUCAAGGCAUUAUAGAGGCUUAUCGGGCCUGUCUUCCUCAGAUAAAACUCUAUGGACCAACUAAUUUUUCUCCAAUCAUAAAUCAUGUGGCCAGGUUUGCAGCUGUGGCCACACAACAGCAGACAGCUUCUCAAUAUUUUGUGCUCUUGAUCAUUACUGAUGGUGUGAUCACUGACCUUGAUGAAACCAGGCGAGCUAUAGUUCAUGCUGCCAAGCUGCCUAUGUCCAUCAUCAUCGUUGGAGUUGGAGGAGCUGACUUCAGUGCCAUGGAGUUUCUAGAUGGUGAUGGGGGAAGUCUCCGCUCCCCAGAAGGCGAGAUGGCCAUCAGGGAUAUUGUCCAGUUUGUGCCUUUCAGACAGUUCCAGAAUGCCCCUAAAGAAGCACUUGCACAGUGUGUCUUGGCGGAAAUUCCCCAGCAGGUGGUGGGUUACUUCAACACGUACAAACUCCUUCCUCCCAAGAACCCUGCUACGAAGUAAAAGGAGCUGUGACCACUUCAAAGAACUUCUUAUGCUGUGAGAAGCAGUGCCAUCUCUUACACAAAAUCAUGUGUCUACAUUCUAUGUACUUUUUACCGCCAGCAUGUAUAAUGGCAACCUAGCUUUUCAUUUAUUAUAUCUGUUUAAAGCAUAGUUUUUAUACUUUUGAGGGGGACAGUGCCUAGUCCAUCUUUGCUCAAUCAACUCACAAUUGCUAGUGAUUUACAAUAAUUGCAGUGAAGCUGUUUGAAUUAGAACUUAGUGUGGGGAAAGAUGAUUUUUGUGGUUUUGUUGUUUACUUUCUUUGGAUGAAAAUGCCAUUUUUAUAUGUUGCUGGUAGAAGGAAUGGAAAAUUGUUAGGGCGAUGGGAUUUGCAAAUUGCUGUACUUUGUACUUUGUUCAUAGUAAAUGUUUUGCAAGCCAUGGCCCAUGUUAUUGAUUGAGAGAGCUUCUUAAAUUAGGUAAUACUGAAUUUAUUGUUAUAACUAUAUUCAGUCCUUUUCCAUGGGGAAAACUUCUUUUACUUGGCACCUAUUUUUGCUGCAGUUUAGAUACUGCGUGGCUUACAAAACAGCAUGUAUUCACAUGGGACUUCAUGAAAAGAAAAGGCACAUACUCAAUUCUUUAAAUGUAUUGUAAGUAAAAAGAUCUUCGUGUGAGUAAAUCAUUUUUAAUUUGUCUUUCUAGAUCUUUUAUUUUCAUUGUGGAAUGCUGUAAACAUGGGCACAUUUUGCCUGUUCUUUCAUUGACUGAAUGUGACACUAAGGAUUCUGUAGAUGCACAAAUGAUAAGUUGUCCCAGAUUUAACAUUAUUAGAUUAUUUUAAUUGGGGUUUUCUAAAGUGGUGAGGAUUGCUUUGUUCAGGAAAGCUAUGAGGACCAAACAUACAAGGUAAAAACUCAGAAUUCCAUUUUCCUCUAACUGAAGACUUAUUUUUUUUAAAGUAGUUUUUAUACCUUCCUUGCUAAGAUCCCAUACAUUGAUUUGUACAGAUUUACUUAGACA
Molecule: messenger RNA, 2786 nt
Organism: Castor canadensis (American beaver)
Lineage: Eukaryota; Metazoa; Chordata; Mammalia; Rodentia; Castoridae
Gene: Cpne3
Product: copine 3
Biological process (GO): ERBB2 signaling pathway; cellular response to calcium ion
Cellular component (GO): plasma membrane
Molecular function (GO): receptor tyrosine kinase binding; calcium-dependent phospholipid binding
Source: RefSeq, a predicted model, not a curated record